Ceratitis capitata (Mediterranean fruit fly) is the source of this 4420-nucleotide messenger RNA. It is a transcript of the gene egg, whose product is annotated as histone-lysine N-methyltransferase eggless. The transcript has 14 exons. The record is from RefSeq and is a predicted model, not a curated record. Gene Ontology annotation, cellular component: nucleus. Gene Ontology annotation, molecular function: protein binding; DNA binding; zinc ion binding. NCBI's taxonomy places the organism in Eukaryota, Metazoa, Arthropoda, Insecta, Diptera, Tephritidae. Gene Ontology annotation, biological process: negative regulation of gene expression; heterochromatin organization. Bases 118 to 4353 code for a protein of 1411 amino acids.
AACAGUGUGGCAGCCCUCUAAUAUCAUUUGUUUAUGCGGCUUUUUAUUUUCGCUUAAUUGUGUUAACAAUCAAAACCAAACAAUAUUAAUCGUAGAAUUAUUAGAAAAAAUAUUAUUAUGUCUGAUAAUAUGGAUAUAGUCGAAGAAGAUGUGAAAAUAAACGAAAGUUUAUUGGAAGAUAGAGUUGAAGAAAAAAUAGUCUGUGGUCAAUCAGUCGAAAAGGACGAAUCCCAUGUGAUUGAUUCCAAACAAAUCAAUGAAAAUGAUAACCAAAAUAUUGAAAAUAUCAAUGAUUCGAUUGAAGAAAUACGUGAAAAAACGGUAGAAAUCGUACCAAAUAUGAAAAAUACAAGUGAAAUAGAAUUAAAAGAAAGCAUAAGCCCUGCAUUGGUUUGUGACGUUGAAGGGGUUGACAUAACGGAAGAAGUAGAUAUUGGAUCUGGAAAACAAGAACAGUGUAAUACGAAAUCCAAUAAAUUAACAGAUCAAAUACCUGAAAGUACAUCAAAAACAGAGGCAGAGAUAGAGACUAACGCGGAAAAAAAAGUGGAUACCGAAAUAAAAGUAUUGGAAUUAAAUAUAUCAAACAACGAUACUACAGGCGAGUUAAUGGAAGUCGAUACUCAAAGUUUGGAUUAUCUUGGUGGAAACGAUGAUAGUCAAGAAUCGUUACCACUAGUAAUUGAUGAAAAACCUGCUUCACCUAAAGAAGGGAAUGAAAAUGACGAACCUUCAACCUCUCUACCUAAGAAUAGCCUAACAACUAAUAGCAUUAAUGAAGAAGGGCUUAUAGAAAACAACAGCUGCGGUGUGAACACACAAAUUGAUCACAAUAAAAAGGAUACAGAUAAACCAGAAGAUGGAUCGCGACCUGAAAAUAUAAUUGAAAUAGAUGAUGAAAAUGAAGAGACUAAACCGGAGGAAGAUCCUGAUGUGGAAAUUACUGCUACAAGAAGUCCAUCUUACAUUCCAAUCAUUGAAAUUGACGAUGAUGACGAUGAGGAUGAACUAAAUAAGGAUAAUAAGAUUGCACAAAUUAGUGAGAAAAAAGACGAAAGCGUCGUUUCGGCAGCUGACACCCAAAUUGCUGCGAUAUUUAAUGAUAAUAGGAAAAACACAAUUAAUGACGAUAAUAAGGAAGAAAGAGUAAUUGAAGACGUCGCCAUGAAGGAUCCAUCUGAUAAAGAUGAAGUAACAGAGCAGCCAGACUUAUUGAAGUUAACUGCAUUACAACCAGAACCACAGGAUGAAAUCAAUUCUGAACAAACUAAUUGCGAAGACACAGUUGAUGAAGUAUUUUACAAGCAAGAGUGUGUUAAUCAUGAUUGCCCUCACAAUCAUAAGCAAUUUUUCUUAGCACCCCCCUUUACUUUAAGCCACUUUAAAGUAAAGAAAAGACGCACACAAAAACAAUUUAUUUGCUCGGAAUGUUUCGACUGCGCACUUGACGCAUACGAGGAAUAUUGCGGUUUAUUAAAAGCAAAGCAACCUCUACUUUUGAAAAAUAUAACGGUACAAGGACCAGAGUUCGUGGAAAUUACCGAUAGCAGUGAUGAUGAUGAAGAAACGUCCAAAACGCAACAAAUUCAAACAGGCAAAGGUUCCUUCUCCAAAGUCAGUUUGGACCUCGUAGAAGCCGAACUUGAAAACUCCAUCAAAAAUGUGCUUGAAAAGCUCGAUAUUCAAAGCCAGCUGACAUGGUCAAAGACAAUUUUAGAGACACGUGCUCGUCGGCUUGAAGUGGAAUCGGACUUAAAUGAUAAAUUAUUGCGCACGUUACAGAAGAAGGCUGAUCAAAUGUACAGCUCACUUUAUCAAUGCCCAAAAAUUAGACUGCGCCAGUUUCAACCUUUGGAUUUGAAUACGAAUUUGCCAUAUAACUUUCCUGAAGUAACACCCUGUCCACCGGUAGGUGAAAUAAUGCGCCCACCCAUAGAAAUUAAUCAAGUUUAUUACGCGGUUAAGAAUAAAGCAAUAGCCAGUUGGGUUCCUUGCAGAGUUGUUGAGCAAAUGGAUACGAGCUCAAUUUUAGGCGCGCAUAACAGAGUGCCCAUUUAUAAAGUGAAAUUUUUAAAGCUACAAUACCAGAUGGUUAAAACUGUGUCGGCAAAACAUUUAGCUUACUUUGACCCACCGAAAUUUCGACUCCCAAUUGGUUCUCGUGUAAUCGCUUACUUCGAUGCCACCUCCUUAUCACGUGGAAAAGAAAAGAUGAUGAUACAGAGUGCUUUUUAUCCAGGAAUCAUUGCUGAACCUUUAAAACCUAAUAACAAAUACCGUUAUUUAAUAUUCUACGACGAUGGCUAUACACAGUACGUUUCGCACAAAGAUGUUCGUUUGGUGUGCAAUGUUUCCGAACAUGUGUGGGAGGACGUUCAUCCAGCAUCGCGCGAAUUCAUACAAAAAUAUUUAACGCAGUAUUCGAUCAAUCGGCCGAUGGUUCAAACACAAAAAGGACAAAGCAUGACCACUGAGUCGAACGGCAAAUGGAUAUAUGCUCGAGUUGUUGAUAUUGAUUGUAGUUUAAUACAAAUGCAAUUUGAAGGUCCCAAAAGUCAUACUGAAUGGAUUUACAGAGGUUCACUGCGUUUAGGGCCAGUAUUUAAAGAAUAUCAGAAAACUCUGCAAAAAGAUACCUUGCCUAUACCUCGACUGGCUAGACGUACUGAACCAUUUAUACGUUACACCGCUGACGAGGAGGCAACUACGGCACAACAGGAGCAAGUAAAGGAGCGCGAAAGAGAGCAACGAGUGACUUCUAAUGAACCCCGGGCAGUUGCUAAAAAGAGCGUUAGUCGUUUAUCGACAGAUUCAACUGCAACAUUAAGUACUGUACCCUCGCCAACGACAUCUUUGCCAACGGUUCGACACUUGAACAACUCCACUAUUUAUCUUGAAGAUGAAAACAAACCAAAAGGAAAAGUUGUUUAUUAUACUGCGAAACGCGAUUUACCACCGUUAAUAUACCGCCCUCACAAAUGCUCACCAACAUGUCUUUUUAAAAUACCACAUAAUCUUAGCGCCUACAGUCCCUUAUCAAAACCUUUACUAUCUGGUUGGGAGCGCCCUAUAUUACGUCUUAAGAGUAAAAAAAUUGUCGCUUAUCGAGGUCCAUGUGGUAAAAUUAUGCGCAACAUGGAGGAGGUACGACGUUACUUACGUGCAACAGAAAAUGCACUCAAUGUCGAUAACUUCGACUUCCAUCAUGAAACCAGCUGCUUGGCAGAAUAUGUAAUUGAGUCAGCUAUAGUGCAAAAGCGUGAUAUAUCCGGUGGUCAGGAGAAAAUGGCAAUACCGUUGGUUAAUUAUUAUGAUAACACAUUACCGCCUGAGUGUAAAUAUGCUGCCCAACGCAUUCCUACCGAUGGUGUAAAUCUAAAUUUGGAUUCAGAAUUCCUAGUUGGAUGUGACUGUGAAGGCGACUGUUCGGAUAAAGCAAAAUGUUCCUGUUGGCAACUCACCUACGCAGGUGCUAAAUACGGCAAUCCAAAUACACCAAUGGAAGAGAUUGGCUAUCAGUAUAAGCGUUUAUAUGAACAUGUUCCAACGGGAAUUUAUGAAUGUAACUCCAGAUGCAAGUGCAAGUCGAAUUGUUUGAAUCGCGUAGCACAGCAGCCUCUUGCAAUGAAACUACAAGUAUUUAAAACGUCAAAUCGCGGAUGGGGCUUACGUUGUAUAAACGAUGUGCCGAGAGGCAGCUUUGUAUGCAUUUAUGCUGGUCACUUGUUAACUGAAGCUAAAGCUAAUGAAGGUGGUCUAGAUGCUGGUGACGAGUACUUUGCAGAAUUGGAUUAUAUAGAAGUAGCAGAACAAAUAAAGGAGGGAUACGAAUCAGAUGUUGAACCGCCAGAGGUUGAAGAAGAGGAGGAUGCUUAUGCGCCAGAUCCCGAAGAUGAUGAUGAGUUCACUCCGAGUAAGUCAUUUUUGACUCGUGCUAAAAAUAAAGCACAAAAACUUACACGCAGUAGUUCGGCCCAAAACACAGACGAAGACUCGCAGGAACGUCAAGUAAUUAAUUUUAAUCCAAAUGCUGAUAUGAAUGAGGAUUCUGCACGAGAAUCUUCUAUACGUGCUUUGUUCGGCAAGGAUGAAGCUUGUUAUGUAAUGGACGCAAAAAUUACAGGAAAUCUUGGACGUUAUUUUAAUCACUCUUGCUCUCCGAACCUCUUCGUACAAAACGUAUUCGUCGAUACACAUGACUUGCGUUUUCCGUGGGUAGCUUUCUUCUCCUCCACCAAUAUUCGGGCAGGCACUGAACUAACUUGGAAUUAUAAUUAUGAAGUCGGCGUUGUACCCGGCAAAGUACUUUAUUGUCAAUGCGGUGCGCCAAAUUGCCGUCUACGACUUCUCUAAACCACAACAAUCACAAUCAUAAAAAGCAAAUUUCUUUUCGUGGAAAAAUAAAAAAGUUUAAUAAACG